UUAAAAGUGAUUGGACCUUCCCAGCCCAUCCUUGUCAGAGUGGGAGAAGACAUACAGUUGACCUGUCACCUGUCUCCCAAGGCUAAUGCACAGAGCAUGGAGGUGAGGUGGGUCCGAUCCCACCGUUACCCUGCUGUGCAUGUGCACGUGGAUGGGGACCCUGUGCCUGGAGAGCAGAUGGCAGAGUACAGAGGGAGGACCACGCUGGUGAGUGACGCCAUCGACGAGGGCAGACUGACCCUGCAGAUACGCAGCGCCAGGCCUUCAGAUGAUGGGCAGUACCGGUGCAUUUUUGAAAAAGAUGGUGUCUACCAGGAGGCCAGUUUGGAUCUAAAGGUGGUAGGUCUGGGUUCUUCCCCGCUGAUCACCAUGGAGGCCACCAAGGCUGGAGAAACACAGCUGACGUGCUCUUCAGAUGGGUGGUUCCCGCGGCCCCACGUACAGUGGAGGGACACAGAAGGGAAGACAAUGCCACCAUCUUCUGAGAACCUGACUCAAGGCAGCCACGGGCUGUUCCACGUGGAGACAUUUCUGUUGGUCACGAACAUUACUGCUGGGAAUGUGACUUGUUCCAUCAGCAGCCCCCUUCUGAGUGAAGAGAAAACAGCAACUUUUUCUCUCUCAGGUUGGUGA
Propithecus coquereli (Coquerel's sifaka) is the source of this 633-nucleotide messenger RNA. Its product is annotated as butyrophilin-like protein 2. The record is from RefSeq and is a predicted model, not a curated record. Gene Ontology annotation, molecular function: signaling receptor binding. The coding region runs from base 97 to 633 and encodes 178 amino acids. Gene Ontology annotation, cellular component: external side of plasma membrane. Gene Ontology annotation, biological process: T cell receptor signaling pathway; regulation of cytokine production. The transcript is spliced from 2 exons. Lineage: Eukaryota; Metazoa; Chordata; Mammalia; Primates; Indriidae.